AUGCUCGGCGCGGGAGCCGAGGAGACUUUGUGCUGCGGCAGAGCUUCCUCUUCUGCAGUUUCCUCUUUCACUCUCGCCGCCGCGGUCCCUCCCUGGCUCUUAUUUCUGCGCGUCUCGGGCACAGACUUCCUGCCGCCGCUCGCCCGGCUCCUUUGCUGCCGGCUGCCAGCCUCACUUUCUGCUACUUUCUUGCCUCCCUUCUCCUCCCUCCCCGCCGCCCGCCCUGCUCCCUCCCCCCUCCUCCUCCCGCGGGCUCCCCGCCCUCUCCGGGCUCCCCGGCCGCCUCCCGCCUCUCCGCCUCCCGCGCGCCGCCGCCUUCGGGGAUGUCCUGCUCCCCGGGAGCGCCUUGCCCCGGGCGCGGGGGCACCCGCGCGUCGCCGCACGCUCCCCGCCGCCGCACGCGCCCUGGAGCCCGGGAAAGGGCAGGUGCAGGGAACCCGGGCAGGUGCGGAAGUCGGGGAGCUUGCUGAAGGACCCCGGCCCUCCGGGGCUGCCUAA
Messenger RNA from Rangifer tarandus platyrhynchus (Svalbard reindeer), 498 nucleotides. Lineage: Eukaryota; Metazoa; Chordata; Mammalia; Artiodactyla; Cervidae. The record is from the annotation of a GenBank genome assembly.